Molecule: messenger RNA, 528 nt
Organism: Lathyrus oleraceus (garden pea)
Lineage: Eukaryota; Viridiplantae; Streptophyta; Magnoliopsida; Fabales; Fabaceae
Product: secreted RxLR effector protein 161-like
Exons: 1
Coding region: 1-528 (175 amino acids)
Source: RefSeq, a predicted model, not a curated record
AUGGAGAGACCGAAGGUGUCUCACUUGGAAACAGUUAAGAGGAUCCUAAGAUAUGUCCAAGGAUCGAUUGGCUGGGAAAUUCUCUUUCUUGCACCGAACACGGGUGGAAAAUGCACUUUACUCGUUUUUACCGAUUCUAAUUGGUGCAAAGAUAAAGAUGAUCGAAAGUCUACAGCUGGAUACAUCUUUAUAUUCAGCAAAACACCAAUCUCAUGGUGCUCGAAAAAGGAACUGAUAAUAGCACUCUCGUCUUGUGAGGUAGGGUACAUUAUUGCUUCAUUAUUUAUGUGUCAAGUUGUGUGGCUAAUGAAUCUAUUGAAGGAUAUGGGUAGCAAUGUGGGUGAUGUUGUUACGCUCCUGGUUGAUAAUGUUUUCGAACUUAAUCUUGCUAAGAGCCCAAUUGCAUAUGGGAUGGGCAAGCACAUUGAGAUGAAGUUUUACUACUUGAGGGAACUUGUUAGUGAAGGAAGGUUGAUAUUAGGAUAUUCUAUAAGUGAAGACCAAGUGACUGAUUUGUUGAUCAAGUGA